Messenger RNA from Symbiodinium necroappetens, 3456 nucleotides. The record is from the annotation of a GenBank genome assembly. NCBI's taxonomy places the organism in Eukaryota, Dinophyceae, Suessiales, Symbiodiniaceae.
GCGAUUCGGAUGGGCUGCAGAAUCUUCUCUUUCGCGAAGGCGCUUUUGGAGUCCGAAGGUGCGGGCUCUUUGGCAGUCGCGAUAGCACUUGGUGCGGGCCGGCCGUCAGUGGAGGCUGCCGUGGAUCCACUCAAGAAGCAGCUGCUAGCCUCCAGGAAAGUCCUCCAGCGAUGGGCGACUGAAGCGGCGGAGCAUGGCAAGGCUGCGCUGGCCUGUGCCGUUUGGUCUCAUCUCGCCAUGCUUCAGUCCUGCCUUGGCUGGGGCGAGGCUGAAGCUCCGGUGGCACUUUUGGCCUCGCAGCUGCUGAUGUCGAUGCACGGCCUGGAUGCAGUCUUUGAAAGGAGCGAAGGGCGUAGUUCUUUCAGUGAGAGCCACGCAUCGCCCAUGGUUCGCACUGGAUCGGGACAGCUGCCUGGUGCAGAGCAGGAUCCCAUGGGAGGAGGCUCUGCUUGCGAGAUGUUCGCGAUCCUUGCAGAGGAGCGCACGAAUCUGGCCCGAUGGCUACGCCAAGGAGGUAGCCAAGCCUCAGCCGCGCUUGAAGCCGUGGUGGCCAUCGCGUCACUUUCCAAAGGCAGCAGUUCAGGGGCCGCUGCCAGCUCUUGGACAGAAGUUCGUCCAGGUGUGUUCAUGCGUUCUGCUGAAGCCCCGUUCCAGGACAAUUCCAAGCUCAGACCUGGUCAGAAAGUCGAAGAGUAUUUGCAGCUCUUGGCAUCCUUGCCAAAGCUCGCGUAUGACACCAACUUGGGCAGCUUCGCCAUGCAGCAAGGAGAGCUUCAAGUCUUGCCAGGCUGGGCAUCCACCUCUCCAGAGCUUCAAGACGCUUUUGGAGAGUCAUCCGAACUCCACGGCAUACUCUCAAGUCUCGUACAGAGAACCGAGCAUCGCGAGUGCAUCAAUCUCGCCGGCCAAAGAUGCGACGUGCACCACUGGACGCCGGAUCCGCGGCCCUGGCCGAACCCUGUUGCUGCCCGUGGGGCUCGCUGUUCCUGGCUUGACGAAGCCGUGAAGGCGGCAGGAGGCCUUCCCACAGGCUUGGGCGCCAGUCGCCUGCUCGGGAGCUCGGAGAGGAUGGCACGUCUUGCUUGCGAGGUCGAGGGCAUUGAGGUGAUCGUGCUCCGAGAUCCUCCUGUGGUGCAAGUUUUCGAGCAGUGCUCGCACGCGAGAAUGGUCUUUCGAAGGUUGCGAUGGACCAGCGAUGCCUGUUGGUGCUUCACAGGCUUUGCCUCGCAGGAGCCCUGGACCUCUGGGUCGGGCAUUUGGUGCCUCUGCUCUGGACAUGGGGGAGUCCCUGGCUCCUCCGGCAAGCAGCCGCCGGCACCCGGAAGCAAAGAGACCGUGCUCAUCCAGAGGGACUUGCAGGAGGAAGGCAAGGCCGUGCGGGAGCGACAGACAAGGUCUGAUCUGAUGAGAGGCCUCCUCCCCGAGACCCUGCUACGCACUUUUCGAUUCUGGAGGGGCACCGAUGGACUUCUGCGUGGAGAGGAGAGGCACCCAACACAACCUGGUCAGCAUCUGCAGGUGGAACGCAUUGACGACGACCGGGUCAGAGUCUGGCGGUAUCUGGCGUCCAGCCACGUGGAUGCAGCUCAACCCAGGCAGACGCCCCACAGGCAGCUGCUGCUCAACCUCAUGCUCAGCCAGAGCGACUCUCCUUUGCGGCACCUGGCUGACGUGCUGACACGCAUAGAAGACCUGGCCUUCAUUCUCUGUUGGGCAGACGAGCAAGGUCGGGUGGCAGAAGUGGCCCUGCCGCGGCUCGGACUAAACUUCAAGGUCAACCGCCAGGGCUGUUUGGAGUGCCUGGGCUUUGGCGGCCUCAGCAUCGCGGCCGAAGCACGCCUGGCGGAGCAGUCGGUCUCAAGCAAAGUCCGGCAUCGACUGCAGCAGUUCGGCGGUGCAGCUCUGCUUCUACAGGGCGAGGAGGGUGAACUGGCCGUCCUGUGCUCUGCGCUGCAGCGCCCGCGGCGUCCUGCUGGAGGGCCUUCCCCCGUGGAAUGGGGGGCCCCCUUGGUUUUUGAUCGAAGCAACCGGAUGGGCAGUGGCUCGCCCGGGCCCGGGCACUACUUCUUCUCCCUCCACUCCUCGCAGACGUACGCGCAAGCGCAGGACCUCGCGGCAGAGCUCUACCGCCUGACUUGCUGCUGGCUUAUGCACCGCUACGACGAGGUGGUGCGAUCAGCCAGCUCUCUAGGCUGCGACGCUCUCACCUCCCAUGAGGCCGCCUUGUGGUCACAGCUCGGCAGCGAGACGGCCCACGAUCAGCAUGUGGACGCCCAAGCGUGCCGCCUUCAUCUAUCCACAGCACUGCAACCUUUAGGUUUAGAACCUCCGUGGUCCGUGAGGGAUGCCUACGUUCAGUUUCUGCUCAACCGCCAUCACUGCUCAGCAAGCUGCCUCCUGACGCCGGAGCUGGAGCUGCAGGUGUUGAAGAUGGUGCCGGAGCUGGAUGGCAUCAGCUGGCUCCUGCGCAACCGCCGGCGCAUCCUCGAGGCACAGAGUGGCGUUCUCGUAUGCUUGGAGCCGCCACCCCUUGCUCCCGGCGACGGCUAUGAGGUCAAAGUCUUCUCUGAGACCUCAGCGGUUGAAUGGACUUCGGCGAUCAGCUUGGCACCAUCGGCAGAGGAACACCCACGCAGUGGCCCUUCAGCCCUUCGCUUCAUUGAGCAGCAGCUUUCACCCGGGCCUUUCUCGCUACAGCAAGCCUUUGAGAUCUUCACGCGCGUGACCUCAUUGCAGCCUUUUCCAGAUGAUGCUCCUCAUUUGGUCGCUGCUUGCCUGGCCCGGGCCUAUGGACCAGCUUCUGCGGCCUUAGCAGCUCUUGCGCGUGACGAAGGGCUUGUGGACAAGCUCCCCAAAGCGCCGAAGAAGCAAGGUCUGCUUCCCACCGCAGCGCACAAGCGAUGGUUGCAAGAGGUUAGAGAAAAGUUGGCAUCGGCCGUGCGGAGCAGUCCUUUGCCUGAGCCGCCGGCGCCGGCAGCAGUUCCUCGAGAGGUCCUCUUGCAGCACGGUGCUCUGCGACUCGCAGCCUGGCCCAUCGUGCAGGUUGCGGAUUGUGAUAUGCGCACAGUCUCGGGUAUUGCGGCCUUGCGGAAGCCACUGAAGGAGAUUUGCGAAUCAUUCUUCAGCCUUGUUACCACGACUCAGGGUGCCCCAGCCCUCGCACCGUGGCUUCUGCGUGAGAUCCAGGCAGACCAACGCUGCACGUCCAGAGGAGCCAGAUGGGUCAAGCGCUUAGAGGAGUCGAUGUUGGAACUCCAGGCGACUGUCCAGGUGCCGGCGCUGCGUGGCCACAUCCAGGAACUGACUUUGACUUUGCAGAGGCUGUAUCAGCUGCCCUUCAAACCACAACAGUCCAGCCGGCCAGAACUUGUGUUGCUUCGGUUACUGUAUCCCCAGAUCUCACAUCCUCUACCCCCACCCCACUCUUGCCCCAUUUCUCAAACAACCUGCCACUGA